Messenger RNA from Anoplopoma fimbria (sablefish), 759 nucleotides. RefSeq names its product protein YIPF7-like. The record is from RefSeq and is a predicted model, not a curated record. The coding region runs from base 1 to 759 and encodes 252 amino acids. The transcript is spliced from 5 exons. Gene Ontology annotation, biological process: vesicle fusion with Golgi apparatus; endoplasmic reticulum to Golgi vesicle-mediated transport. Gene Ontology annotation, cellular component: membrane; trans-Golgi network. Lineage: Eukaryota; Metazoa; Chordata; Actinopteri; Perciformes; Anoplopomatidae.
AUGGGGGACCUUCAGCACUUUGAGCAGGACUUCUACCAGACAGGAUAUUACAUAGAUGACCAGGGUAACACCGUGGCCUACUACGAUAACUAUGAUCCCACAAAGCCUGCUUAUUAUGACACUGGAGCAGAGGCCUUUGAGUCAGGUGCUCUGGAUCCUUCCAUUGAGCAACAGUACACUGGACAGUUCUACCAACCUGCAAUGCUCUCUCAGACUGUUGGAAGCACAGGAAACGAUUAUCCUGAAGAAGAACCUACCCUUCUUGAGGAGCUCGGCAUCAAUUUUGAUCACAUCUGGCAGAAGACACUGACCGUGUUGAACCCUCUUAAGCCUGCAGAUGGCAGCAUUAUGAACGAGACUGAUCUGACCGGCCCCAUCCUCUUCUGCGUUGCACUGGGGGUCACUUUAAUGAUGGCAGGUAAAUCCCACUUUGGUUAUGUGUAUGGGGUCAGUGCCACAGCCUGUAUUGGGAUGUACAUUCUGCUGAGUCUGAUGAGUUCUCUGGCAGUGUCUUAUGGCUGUGUGGCCAGUGUCCUGGGCUACUGCCUCCUGCCCAUGGUGGCCCUCUCUACAUUGGCUGUCUUCUACUCUUUACAAGGCGUCCUUGGUACGGUUCUGGCCGUGUUAGGAAUUUGUUGGUGUAGUCUCUCAGCCUCCAAGAUCUUCAUUUCCACUCUGGCUAUGGAGGGCCAACAGCUGCUGGUCGCUUACCCAUGUGCCCUGCUCUAUGGGCUCUUUGCAUUAGUCACUGUAUUCUAA